CUUGGUUCGCAUGAUCACCCCUCAACAACACGAUACUGCAAUUCGCUACCGGCGUUUUGCCAACCACAGUUGCUCUCGUACCCCUAAGAAAAAAGCAUGACUCUUGGACCCUGGUAGGAUUACUUGGCCGGCACCCACCGCCUGUGGAAUCGCGUGAUGCAUCUGAUUGUCCCGCCUUGAAGCAUCGCUUGUCCUUCUACACGACACUCGUCGCAGUCUCACCGUCACUAUUUUGCAGACAGACGCACGAUACUCUUAUCUUCUCUGGCUCUUAAAGUAUCCCUUUAUUCCUCAAGCAUCAUGCAUCUCCCUACGGCCCUGCUGUCCCUUAUCUCCCUCGGUUCCGCCACCAACCUCCCCUCACCCCAGCGCCUCUUCACCAACCUCAACCAGCACGAUGCCGGCUUCACGAUCCCUACAGUCCACGAGUCUGCCGUCCAGGCGCGUCGUAUCCUCCGCCUCGAGAGCAUCGGCACCCUUUCCACCGUCUUCCCGACGUCUUCGCGCCACACCACCGAAGACCGGCCUUCUGUCGAAGGCGCGCCCAUCGGUUUGAUGGACUACUUCGGCGACUGCGAGCCUGACACCGGUAACCCCACCAUUCUCGCCAUCACGAUUGCGACCUCCUUCAAGAACGUCGACGCCGGCUCCAACAUCACAUUGAGCAUGCGAUGGCACCCUCAGGACAACGUGUGGCGCAGUCCUGCAUCGCUGCCUCGCUUCUCCCUUGUAGGACACUUGGAGGCAAUCAGUGCCGAUGACGCCAGCCAUGCAAGCUUGGCAACUUGCUUCGUCAAGUAUCAUCCUGAUUCUGCCUGGUGGCUGCCUGGAAACAGGAUCCACCAGAGCAAGUGGGUGAGGCUUGUGGUUGAUGAGGUGUACUGGAUCGGUGGUUUUGGAGAUCGUGCUUACAUUGGAUGGAUCCCUACUGAAGACUGGUACAGUGUGACGCCUGAGGAGAUUGAGGCUACCAGGCUUCCUGGUGAGAAGAAGAGCGGAUGGAGCAGCUGGAUGUCGUGGGUCGGCCUUGGAGACGAGGAGACCCUCGAAUUAUAAGUGAGAAGAGCAUUUGUGGCUGGGUGCUUUCGUGAUCAUCGACUGGUUAUAAGGAAAUGAAAGUAUCAGCUAUGCAUUCUGUAGAACGAAAUAUACGCGCUCGACCAGAACGUUCCGCCUUGCCUAUGUCACACUUGUUUUCUUUUCAAGAGAGGGUGGAUACGAGUGAGGAUCCGCUAGAUGUGAAAUUGCAACAAGG
Messenger RNA from Boeremia exigua, 1255 nucleotides. Its product is annotated as pyridoxamine 5'-phosphate oxidase-domain-containing protein. The record is from RefSeq and is a predicted model, not a curated record. Bases 301 to 1056 code for a protein of 251 amino acids. NCBI's taxonomy places the organism in Eukaryota, Fungi, Ascomycota, Dothideomycetes, Pleosporales, Didymellaceae. The transcript has a single exon.